GGAGCCACAGCCGCGCCGCGCCGCCGCGAUGAGGGCCGUGCUGCCGCUGCUCUGCGCCUGGGCUUGGCUCCUGGGCGCCCCUGCCCGCGCUGCCGCCGCGCUGUCCGUGAACGCUUUAGAGAAGUUUCAUUUUAAGUCAUGGAUGGUACAGCACCAAAAGAAAUACAGCUCAGAGGAGUACCACCACAGGCUGCAGACAUUUGUCAGCAACUGGAGGAAGAUCGACGCCCACAACAAUAGGAACCACACAUUUAAAAUGGCACUGAACCAAUUUUCAGACAUGAGCUUUGCUGAGAUAAAACAAAAAUAUCUUUGGUCAGAGCCGCAGAAUUGCUCAGCCACCAAAAGUAAUUACCUUCGGGGUACUGGCCCCUACCCAACCUCUAUGGACUGGCGGAAAAAAGGAAAUUUUGUCUCACCGGUGAAAAAUCAGGGUGCCUGUGGCAGUUGCUGGACUUUCUCCACCACAGGGGCCCUGGAGUCUGCGGUGGCCAUCGCCAGUGGGAAGAUGCUGUCUUUGGCAGAGCAGCAGCUGGUGGACUGUGCCCAGAAUUUCAACAAUCAUGGCUGCCAAGGGGGCCUCCCCAGCCAGGCCUUCGAGUACAUCCUGUACAACAAGGGCAUCAUGGGAGAAGACACCUACCCCUACUUGGGCAAGGACAGUAAGUGCAAGUUCCGUCCAGAAAAGGCCAUUGCAUUUGUCAAGGAUGUAGCCAACAUUACACUUAAUGAUGAGGAGGCAAUGGUGGAGGCCGUGGCCCUAUACAACCCCGUGAGCUUUGCUUUUGAGGUGACUGAAGAUUUCAUGAUGUAUAAAAGUGGUGUCUACUCCAGUACUUCCUGUCAUAAGACUCCAGAUAAAGUAAACCACGCAGUACUGGCUGUUGGGUAUGGAGAAGAGAAUGGGAUACCCUACUGGAUCGUGAAGAAUUCUUGGGGCUCCCAUUGGGGAAAGGAUGGGUACUUCCUCAUUGAGCGUGGGAAGAACAUGUGUGGUCUGGCUGCCUGUGCCUCCUACCCGAUCCCUGAGGUGUGAGCCAGCGGAAGCUGUGGAGACGGUUGGCGGAGAAGGAGAGGAACUGGUGUCCCAGCUGUUUGCUGGAAAUCCUGCCUGGAGGAAGCUCUGGGGGUAUCCACCAGAGGCCCCCAUUUUUCACCCUCACUCCUGUUCUGAGCCUGGAAACCUAAAGACAAGGAGGAAGAAUUCCAUUGCACAAGAAGCCCACUCACAUCUUUUGAUGUGAUGACCAUCACCAGCCAUGUGCCUUAGGUGUGGUUUUUAACUGACUCAAACCCAUGUGGAUGGAGAAUAUUCUUUCUUUCAAGAGGGGCUACUUCCACAUGUAGAGAGCGCUUCAGUCUACUAUCUUUUCUGUAUUCUUUUUUCAAUAAACAUUGAGUGAGCACCUCCCUGA
Molecule: messenger RNA, 1415 nt
Organism: Marmota flaviventris (yellow-bellied marmot)
Lineage: Eukaryota; Metazoa; Chordata; Mammalia; Rodentia; Sciuridae
Gene: Ctsh
Product: cathepsin H
Biological process (GO): proteolysis
Molecular function (GO): cysteine-type peptidase activity
Source: RefSeq, a predicted model, not a curated record